CGGAGAAGCAUGUGAUGACUCACGCCAGGCAGAAGGGUUCCCUCGGGCAGAGCGACGGCAGCGCCGAGUGGUGGGACAACUCCCCCCUUUGGCCACAUGGUGGCAAUAUGGGCGACGCCUGGCCUGAGCGCUCGCUGCGGUUCGGGAGGACCAAGAAGAUAAGUGAGAUCAUCAAAAAGAGGAAAGACAUGGCCAAGAAGGUGAACGACAAAAGAGGGCGGACGGAAAAAUCAGAUCAGCACAGAAAACUCGACCGGAGGCGCGAAAAGAAGCGUGACAGGAAGUUGUAUCCUCUGCGCGGGAGGGCCGGGAUUUCAGAUGGGGAGGGGCUCAGCUGUCACGUCCUGCUUACGCGAUUGGAGGAAAGCAUCCGUGCACAGAGUUCUGAAGAAAGAGUGCAAAAGGACGAACGCCGACAUUUAUCUCUCAAACCCAGAAAAGGGAAAAGCAGUGAAAGAAAAGAGGCAUUACCAAAAACCAAAUCAAAGUCAAGCAGCCCAAGUCACGUCCCACAACCUCGUAAGCGCAGACUGGCCUCGCUCAACGCGGAGGCGGUGAACAGUCUGCUGUUUGAAAGAGCUUCUGACCCUCCGGCGGCAGCUAAACAGGCCCGCAGACAGGAAGAGCCCACAAACGGAGGGGUACCUCUGGACGCUAAUCCGACCAGGAGCGGCGUCCCUGGAGGUCUGAAGGCUUCCCGAGGAAACAUCAGUAAAUCCUCCGCGUCUCACAAACUUGAACUGUGCCAAAGCUCAAAGCAGGUCAAGAAGGCCCGAGCCAGCCGGGCAGAGAGCGGCGGGAUGAGUCAUGAGAGUCUGGACGCCCCCGCUCCCAGACGACUGGCGGGACUCAACGCUGCCGCCCUGCUGAAGUUAACCAGCUCCUCUGCUACCAGUAAACAGAGAGUGAAACCCACGGCGACCGUCACGUCGGACUGCAAGGCUCCUGUCGCAACCCCAAAACACUCCAGAGUCAAAGACAAAGGGCAUUCACAGAAGCAGAAGAAAAAGGUCGCUCCGCUGCACAGCGGCUGCAACGCCUGCAGGAAGAAGGCGGACUUCGAGGCCAAAGUGGAGUGGGAGACCGGCAGCUGCACCCAUCGACUCACCAAACCGGGAUACCAGUCGCGCAGCAUGCUGGCGUAUCCGCUAAAGCAAGUGAAGGAGGAGCAGCUGGAGACCGAACUGAGCCCGUAUUACUGCUGCCCCCCGGAGGGCUCGGUGGAGUACUGCCACCGUCUCGCCUUCUUCCUCGGCCAGCAACCGUACGGAGAAUCCGACGAUCAGCAGCUCGGCUCAGCCAUGCCUCCUGUGAAGCGCGAGUGCCUCGUAACCUCACCGUCUCUGACGCAUUCCCACCCGCACACGGCUCUGACCCUCAGCCCCCACCCCUGCCUCUGCACCGCCGACCACUGCUUCUCCAGCUACUACGUCCACAUCGCCCACCCGACACACACUGGAACAACGUCAGCGGGCCUGGCCUCGCGACCUCUGAACUUUGCCCCGCCCAGUUUAUGCCCCAGUCGGAUGACUGGUUCCAAGCUGCUGGACCCGAGGGUGUCCCACGGCUCGGGGUUGGCCCACGCCGCCUACUGUAACUCGGUGGCGUCGCCCUGUUACGGCGACGCCUGCGGGAUCAGCGGUUACACCUACAGAGCGAUGCCUCCAGUCACCAGCAGGGGGUGUUCGUUCAGCACUGGAUGCACUGGAUGCACACACAGCAUCAAAACAG
This is a messenger RNA of Plectropomus leopardus (leopard coralgrouper), 1731 nucleotides long. Lineage: Eukaryota; Metazoa; Chordata; Actinopteri; Perciformes; Serranidae. The record is from RefSeq and is a predicted model, not a curated record.